GACACUUUGCGCUUUUUUUCCUACAGGAAAUGUGGGAUCAAGAAAAGAAACACCUUGAGAAAUUCAAUGAAAUUCUUGCUGAGAACAGAGUUCGCCCCACAGCACUGUUACCUUUCUGGAAUAUUGCUGGGUUUGUAUUAGGGGCAUCAUCUGCAUUACUGGGAAAAGAAGGGGCCAUGGCCUGUACUGUGGCAGUGGAAGAGAGUAUCACUGAACACUAUAACAACCAGAUAAGAACUCUGAUGGAGAAGGAACCAGAGAGAUACACUGAACUCUUACAAGUGAUAAAGGAAUUUAGAGAUGAUGAGAUGGAACAUCAUGAUACAGGACUGGCACACGAUGCUGAAAAUGUACCUGGAUACUGGCUAUUAAAAAAUGCAAUACAGUUAGGCUGCAAAGCUGCAAUAUAUGUUUCCCAACGUAUCUAACGCUGUUCUUAAAGCAGUUGAAUUGUUUUGUUAUUCUGACUCAAGUUUGUAAAUGACUUAAUUUGGACCUGUGUUCUCACUCUGCAUCUUUGUAAAUGUAAAUGAAGCACUUCAACACAACGUACCUGUACCUGAUCAUAUCUGUUAAAAUCUCUGUAAUAAAUGUCAGGCCUUGGUUCUGUUUUCUGAAGGCAAAUUUUUACUUUUGUGUUGUGUUACUUUUGUGCUUGCUGCAGGAAGGUCAGUCUGCCUGUCUGAAAAGUGUCAGUGUUGAUGAGAAAGUGAGAAACUGGUGAAAUAAAGAUACUCAUGGACUUUA
Molecule: messenger RNA, 747 nt
Organism: Neolamprologus brichardi
Lineage: Eukaryota; Metazoa; Chordata; Actinopteri; Cichliformes; Cichlidae
Source: RefSeq, a predicted model, not a curated record